This is a messenger RNA of Daphnia carinata, 1597 nucleotides long. Its product is annotated as TGF-beta-activated kinase 1 and MAP3K7-binding protein 1-like. The transcript is spliced from 7 exons. The coding region runs from base 148 to 1557 and encodes 469 amino acids. The record is from RefSeq and is a predicted model, not a curated record. NCBI's taxonomy places the organism in Eukaryota, Metazoa, Arthropoda, Branchiopoda, Diplostraca, Daphniidae. Gene Ontology annotation, molecular function: protein serine/threonine phosphatase activity. Gene Ontology annotation, biological process: protein dephosphorylation.
UCCCAGACAAUGCAUAGAACCUGGGAAAUGCCUUGGCUUUAACUAAUGGUUUAGUUUAUCAGUUUUUUUUAUUGAGGGAAGUUUAGAAGUAUCCUCUUGUCUAUAAGGUUUUAAGUUGUGAUCACACUGUUGAACCAUUAUCCUAAAAUGUCGGUAGAAGUUUCCGAAGCUAAAAGUUGGACAGACGAUCUUCCUGUUUGCUUCUACACAGGUGUGGGACUAUUGAAAAAUCAGAUUUAUAAGGAAGAUGGGUAUCGAAGAGAAGCUCAUGAGUGUGAAGACAGAAGUUUCCACUUCAAAAUUGAUGACCAUACUUUCCUGUAUGGAGUAUUUAAUGGGAAAGAUGGUAGUUCCAUGGCAGAUUUUGCUGCACAAAGGAUGCCAGCCGAAAUCCUUCUUGGUCAGUUAAGUGAUAAAGACAGCCCAGAAGCAAUUAAAGAUGUUUUGAGAGAAGCCUUCCUGGCAGUAGAACGCAGCUAUUUUGAAUCUGUAGAUGACUUACUUGCCGAAAGAGCAAACCUUCUUUGUGAAUUGCCUGAUGGAUUUAAAUCAUAUGAUGCAUACCAACAGUUUCCUGAUAUUGUGAAUCGAUUAAGAGCUGCCAAUGCCCGGUUGUCUGCAGGUGCUUCAGUUGCCAUUGCUCUGAUAUUCAAAGGUCAUCUUUAUGUUGCCAAUGUUGGAGAUUGUCGAGCAUUGCUGUGCAAAAUAGAUGCAGAGGGAGUGCUUAGAGUUAUGCAGUUGACUGUAGAUCAUGAUUUAACCAACGAGGACGAACUUCUCCGUCUGUCUCAUAUCGGAAUCGACGUGGAAAAACUUCAGAAAAAAGGCAGUCACUUAGCAACCCGCUGCCUCGGCAAUUACAACGUUAAAGGGGGCUACAAAGAUUUCGAUCUCUUUAAUGCAGCUACAAGAGAACCGGUUAUCGCUGAAGCUGAAAUUAUGGGUCCUAUUGCCUUGGAUGAUUCUUGCAGGUUUCUACUUCUAAUGACUCAAGGACUCUACGGCGCGUUGGAAGAGGCAACACAAAGUGAACAGGCCAAUAAAGAAAUUGCACAGAUUGUUGUAGAACAAUUUGGUAGUCAAACCACAUUAGCAGGCGUCGCGCAAGGCGUUGUCGAUCGAAUAGUACGGAUUCAUCACGAUCACUAUAUGAAAGAUCCUAGUCAUCUUACAUGUUGUCAACAUGACGACAUCACCUUAUUAAUCAGAAACUUCAACUUUCAGCUUUCAUCUCCAGCAAGUGCAAGUAGCACACUGCGUAGCUAUCAUCCAUCACCCAACACAAACAGUAGUGAUCCCUUUGCAAUAGGAUUGAAAUUUGACUCCCAAAUAGAAGUGUUACCUUCAAGUAGCAUUAAUGGCACACUAACUGAAAUGUUUACUGAAGCAUCCAUUACAUCUUCAGACAGUUCAGAACAAAUGAAAUCAAAUCCAUCUUCCAGUAUGUUCCUGGAUGAUGACGGGCGAAUUGCACCGUACGUGGAUUUCAGCAGCUUCUAUCAAGCCGUUAAAAAAGCUAAAGAAGAAGGUACUAUACCCGAAAAUGCAAUAUACUAAUUCGAAUGGUUGCUUACAAUACAGAUGUACACAGAAUAAA